UGUUGUCGCUACGCGCACGUAGAAGCCAUUUUCAGCCAUUCUUCGGACACAUUUGGAAGCGAUCUUGUGCAGUGAAUACUCAAGAGCGGGUCAUUCUUUUUUCACGCGUGAUUAAAUUGUACAUCAUCGAUCACGAUUAAGAUAUAAAAUGGCAGAGGACAAAACAGAAUUCGAUUGGGGGAACGAGAAAUUGCAACGUGCUCAGAAGACCGUCGACAAAUCAUCGUACGACUUGGAAGCAUGGAGUAUUCUUAUCAGAGAAGCACAGAACAGACCUAUCACAGAAGUGAGGCCAGUAUUCGAGAAACUUGUUUCCGUGUUUCCAUCGGCUGGUCGUUAUUGGAAAAUUUACAUAGAACAAGAGAUGAAAAUGCGGAACUUUGAAAAGGUGGAAAAGCUUUUCCAAAGGUGCCUCAUGAAAAUAUUAAAUAUUGAAUUGUGGAAACUGUACCUUUCUUAUGUCAAAGAAACAAAAGCGAGUCUAACUACUUAUAAAGAAAAAAUGGCACAAGCUUACGACUUUGCAUUAGAUAAAAUCGGAAUGGACAUACACUCCUAUAGCAUUUGGAACGAUUACGUAAUGUUUCUGAAGAGCGUGGACGCGGUUGGAUCAUAUGCUGAGAAUCAGAAAAUUAGUGCCGUGCGAAAGGUCUAUCAACGAGGUGUGAUCAACCCCAUGAUAAACAUGGAGCAGCUGUGGAAAGACUACAUGUCGUUUGAACAGAACAUCAACCCAAUAAUCGCGGAAAAGAUGGCGAUCGAGAGAUCACGGGACUACAUGAACGCUAGACGCGUCGCCAAAGAAUUGGAAGCUGUCACAAGAGGACUGAAUCGAAGCGCACCCAGUAUCCCUCCAACUGGUCAUCCUGAGGAAGUAAAGCAGGUCGAGUUAUGGAAGAAAUACAUCGCGUGGGAGCGUAGUAAUCCUCUCAGAACAGAAGAUACUUCGCUCGUUGCGCGCAGAGUUAUGUUCGCGAUCGAACAGUGUCUUCUCUGUUUGGGUCAUCAUCCCGCGGUGUGGCAUCAGGCUGCGCACUUUUUAGAACUAAGUUCCAAGAUACUGACGGAAAAGGGGGAUGUAAACGCGGCUAAGAAUCUCAGCGACGAGGCCGCUACCAUGUUCGAGAGAGCUACGAACACGCUGUUGUCGAAGAAUAUGUUGCUGUACUUCGCUCACGCGGAUUUCGAAGAGGGCAGAGUUAAGUACGAGAAGGUGCAUCAGAUCUAUCAGAAAUUCCUCGAUAUACUCGACAUAGAUCCUACUCUGGCGUACGUACAGUAUAUGAAAUUCGCGAGAAGAGCGGAAGGUAUAAAGUCCGCGAGGACGGUGUUCAAACGAGCGCGAGAAGACGCAAGAUGCAAGCAUCACGUUUACGUUGCUGCCGCCUUGAUGGAAUAUUACUGCACUAAAGACAAAAAUAUAGCAUUCCGUAUUUUCGAGUUAGGUUUAAAGAAAUUCGGAGAUAAUCCUGAUUAUAUCCUCUGUUACAUCGAUUACUUAUCACAUCUAAACGAGGAUAACAACACGAGAGUCCUAUUUGAGCGAGUAUUAUCUUCUGGUAGUUUAGAGCCGGAAAAAUCAGUGGACAUAUGGAAUCGUUUUCUGGAAUUCGAAUCUAACAUCGGAGAUCUAGCCAGUAUCGUGAAAGUCGAGAAGAGACGAAGCGCAGUGUUAGAAAAGAUCAAGGAAUUCGAAGGCAAAGAGACUGCACAGUUGGUAGACAGAUAUAAAUUCUUAGAUCUAUAUCCAUGCACGCCUAUGGAACUGAGGUCGAUUGGUUAUAUGGAAGUGUCUAACGUUGCCAGAAACUCUAUAGGAGCUUUGCCCCGUGUACCUGAUCCGGAAGAAGCGAUCGCGUCUUUGCCAAGGCCCGAUUUAUCACAAAUGAUUCCGUACAAACCAAAAGUAAACGCCCUGCCUGGUGAACAUCCAGUACAAGGCGGUUCAUUUCCAUUACCACCGGCUGCGGCUCAAUUGUGCACUAUGUUGCCGCCCCCCGGUUGUUUCAGAGGCCCGUUUGUCGCCGUUGAUUUACUUAUAGAUGUUUUUAGUAGAAUCCAAUUACCCGACCAUGCUCCGUUACCUGUGGCGGAUAACGGUUGCGACACGAAGCUAUUCGACCUCGCGAAAUCCGUGCAUUGGAUCGUAGACGAGAGUAACGACGGCAUGAGCGGCGGAACGAAGCGUAGACGUACCCGUUUAGGUGGCGAUGACAGCGAGGAGGAAGAUUUACCACCUCCACCUGCGAACGACAUUUAUCGCCAAAGACAACAGAAACGAGUGAAAUGAACGCGAGAGAUGUAGGAAAAAGAUGUUGAUCAUAAGUAUAUGUUGAUAUGAUGUCGAUUUGAUAUCGAUGUGAUAUUUUUACAUAUUAUUUCGUUCCUCGCGGGAAUAUCGUUGCCUAAUUGAAUUAUUACUGCGAGACGUAUAACAAUUACUAAAUUCAUCAUGUGACGCUGUGCACGAUAUUUUCGAGUGCUAUGUACUCAGAAAUCUCAUCAUUGCAUAUUAGAUAUAUAUUCUUUUUCAUAUAUGCAUACGAUUGUUUAUAUGACGUUACAAGAAGACGGAAUUAAAAACUAUGUAAUCAAAUGUAUCCAUUUCACGCGAUAUGUUGUGUAAAAUAAAUAAUAUAAGUUUCAUUUGUAUUAAUAUGAUAAAAUUCAUAUUAAAUAAUGUUAUUUUUUAAAUAAACUAUAGCAAUAUAUUUGCAAUAUCAAGAGAGAAAAAUACUGCUCAUAAUUCCUAGUAAAAAAGAAUGUAUAAUCCAUACAUAGAAUAAGUCGGCGAGUUUUCACGAUUUUUACGUAAAUACCGAUCUUGUCGAAAUAUCACGACGCAUUUUUACAAAUUAUUUUGCUGAAAAAGAAGACAUUCGAUGGACAAAUAAAAAGCUGGACGCGGAUGUGAUCCUUUUGGGAAAGAGACCUCCGAAUUAAUAUAGUGCGAUGUUUUCCAUUCGAAGAAAAUAAUACGGUCGUUUUGUUAUACGCGAUCUGCAACUUUGAUUAGUCUGUAAGCUUUAUUAUUAACGAUUGUCGAAAUUGUAUCUACUAUUUUCAGCCCAAACUUUUACCUUAAUAUUCAUUUAAAUAUAUGUAACUCACCAUACAGGACCAAUAAACGGUUAAUGUGAUCUUA
Molecule: messenger RNA, 3145 nt
Organism: Odontomachus brunneus
Lineage: Eukaryota; Metazoa; Arthropoda; Insecta; Hymenoptera; Formicidae
Gene: su(f)
Product: protein suppressor of forked
Exons: 13
Coding region: 149-2290 (713 amino acids)
Biological process (GO): mRNA 3'-end processing
Cellular component (GO): nucleus
Molecular function (GO): protein binding; mRNA binding
Source: RefSeq, a predicted model, not a curated record